Messenger RNA from Gossypium raimondii (Peruvian cotton), 1011 nucleotides. RefSeq names its product putative gamma-glutamylcyclotransferase At3g02910. The record is from RefSeq and is a predicted model, not a curated record. Bases 446 to 937 code for a protein of 163 amino acids. Lineage: Eukaryota; Viridiplantae; Streptophyta; Magnoliopsida; Malvales; Malvaceae. Gene Ontology annotation, molecular function: gamma-glutamylaminecyclotransferase activity. The transcript has a single exon.
CAAUAAAUGAAUUGGAGUGGGUAUCAGGUGAAGCCAAAGUAAGUGGAGAGUGGCGUAGAUGGUUCUAAUUUAACUAAUUAAAUUGCCGAUCGGAGGUUUUUCUAGAUGUUGGAUAACGCGCUUUGCCAAGGGACUCAAGAGCACCCAGCAUCUUUGGUCAAAACCAUCAUCUAUUUGACUAUCCAUUGUUUUUUUUUUUUUGCUUAAAUCAUCUCUCACAUUCAAGAUUUGAGGUAUGAAUCUUGGAUUGGGCAUAUUCAUAAAAGUUGGGCAGGCUUUGCUUUCCCUAAAUGGGUUUUGAAUCCUGGAUUGGUUUCAUUCAUUUCAACCUAGAGGGCUUUUAGCCCAUCGCAAUGCCGUCCGAACAAGGAAAUAGCGUUUUUUAUUUACACUUUUCUCAUCUGAACCAUCUUCCUUUUUUUCUCUGUUGCGCCCGCCGAUCUCCAUGGCUGAAGCCAGUAGGACGCUGCUCUUCUCCUAUGGAACUUUGAAACAAGGCCAUCAAAACCAUUUCCUAAUGCAAGACCUUAUCCGCAAAAAAGACGCUAAUUUUUUAGGACCCUAUGUGACCCAUCAAUCCCACCCACUUGUUAUAGGCCCACACGGCAUCCCCUACCUCAUCAACCACCCUGGAUGCGGUCAUCGAGUGAAGGGCGAGUUGUACUCUGUGUCCGCUCAGGGACUAGUACGAGUGGAUGAACUGGAAGGCACCAGUAUCGGACACUACGAGCGAUUACCCAUUCAAGUGUGCGAAGAAGGGAAAGAUAGCGUCUUGGUGGCGGCGCAAGGUUAUUUCGCUCAUCGGAGCUUCGGGGAAAAGUUGUGGGAGAGGAAAGGGAAGGUGGGUUUGGCGGAGUUUGGGGAUAAAGAGGGAAAAGAGUAUGUUAGAAAAGAGGAUAGGGCUCCAGGAAGUGGUUGCAUCAUUUAUCACCUCUGAUGAUUAAUGUGCAGUUUGAAUCAAAUAAAUUGUAUGGUUACAAUUGGUUUUAUAUGAAGUUUCUUUGUUUUCUA